AUGAAACAUUGCAAGCGUGGCAUUAGGCCAACACCAAGCGAGAGACGUGAAUUGAUCAGUUUAAUCAGUGGUGACAUGAUUGCGCUGGGUUGCCCCAAACGUGCGACCAUUAAACGAGUUGCGAAGAGUAUUGUCGCAAAGUACCCAGACUCAUUGGAGGAUAAGAACACAGACGGGAGGAGACUGGGUAAUGGAUAUCAGUCGCUCUUUACAAAGUUAGAAAAUAAGAUAUACAAUGAAGGUCAGAAGAAAAGACGGCUACAGAGACAAAGUGAACUAAAAACAGGAGAGGCACCCAAACGGAAUGCCCAAGAUGAUGACAAUAAAGAUCGAUAUGGUUGCAUUGAACAUCAGUGGAAGCCAAAGAUGCCUGAGGGAGAAAUGAUCCAAACUCAAGAAGAGAAGAAGGGUACCUUAAAAAGCUUUGGUCCUGAAUAUGAUUCAAAAGAAGUCACCCGCCUGAUGAGUGAGACCUACUUUCUGCAACGGAAGAAUAUAUGCGAGAACUCAACGGUGAAAGAACUGAUGGUAGAGUGGCCAUUCCUUUUCAAGUACGAAUGUCUUUCAGUACACUUCGAACAUCUAACAGGUGUCAAGAUUGAUUCGGCCUAUAAAGAAUCGCUCGUUGCCCGCAAUAAGGGUUUCAGGAUUUGGGAAUUCCUGAGCUCAACUGCAUCUGGUUCGAAGAAAUCCAACAAACUGAAGACUUGGAUUUCACUGGUCACUGGUAACAGAGAGGCUGUUGAAAAGGACGGAGAUAAACCCGAGACACCAUUCAUUGCAAUCAUUGAUGCAGGUGAAGAAAAACCAGUGGGUAUUAUUGUGACCUUUAAAGCUUACGACAACAGCAUCUUGAUCUUUUUCAGGGAACUUGUCGGAAUCAAUCCGGAAAAGAUGAACACGAAAAGGAAGAAGAAUGCCAAGAAGGUGCCAAUUCAUCCUAGGAUUGUCAGUUUGUUGAAUGGAACUCGGGACUUUGAGUCGGAUUGGGGAUGCCCAAUGUAG
Molecule: messenger RNA, 1005 nt
Organism: Lineus longissimus
Lineage: Eukaryota; Metazoa; Nemertea; Pilidiophora; Heteronemertea; Lineidae
Exons: 3
Coding region: 1-1005 (334 amino acids)
Source: RefSeq, a predicted model, not a curated record